GCACAAACCCCCAAUCACUGCCAAUCAACACUCGACUACACCACUCAACAUGGCCACACCAUCGUCUUUGCCAUACCACGAACCCUCAAUUACGACAAUAAUCAUACUCUCCGGCUUCCUGAUUCUUCUCAAUGCGAUCAACUAUGGUCUCGACAAGCUUGUUUAUUGCGGCCUCAUCGGUCAAGUCUUCCUCGGUAUAGCCUGGGGCACACCGGGCGCAGGAUGGCUCUCGGAGGAGAUGGAGCACUCAAUCGUACAGCUUGGCUAUCUCGGCCUGAUACUUGUGGUUUAUGAGGGCGGUCUUUCCACAGACUUUCGAUCGCUCAAGGCAAACCUGCUACUGUCCACAGCCGUCGCCAUCACCGGUAUCGCACUCCCGAUGGCCUUUUCCUUUGCGCUCGCCUCGAUGCUCGGCGCGUCGCCUCUGCAAGCAUUCACUGCCGGUGCAGCUUUGUGCUCCACCAGUCUGGGCACCACUUUUACGGUUCUUGGCACCAGUGGGCUGGUGACAACGCGGAUGGGCGUUGUCCUCACUAGCGCCGCCAUGAUGGACGACGUCGUCGGUCUGAUCAUGGUUCAAGUGGUCUCAAACCUGAGUGGCAGUGCCGGCAACUUUGAGCCCGUCACGGUGAUACGGCCGGUUUUUGUUUCCCUGGGACUGACAGUCUUGCUUCCUUUGCUGUGCAGAUUCCUGAUCCGACCAGGGACGCUUCAUCUGAACGCAGCGCGCAUCAAAAGCCCAGGCUCUAGCCUUGAUCGCCUGUUGAGACUGCCGCAGACAUCACUCACCAUACACACAGGCUGUCUCCUGGGACUGGUCAUCGUGGGGACAUAUGCGGGGACAUCCGGGCUGCUUUCCGCGUACGUCGCUGGCGCGUCGAUCAGCUGGUGGGAUUCCGAGGUACCUCAUGUCCCAACGCACACUGCCCAAGAGAAGCAACAUGAACCGCCGACGAAACAAACAAACGAGCCGAAAUCAAACCAAGCGACGGAAUCAGGCGUUCUGGCAGGGCCUCCCGCCUCGGGUCAACGCCAACUGCCAGAUGAGUCCGUUCGCAACAGUGGUACCGAAAUCUACGAGCACUAUUACAGCAAGGCCGUGUCUAUUAUUUUGUCACCCUUUUUCUUUGCUUCAAUCGGUUUCUCUGUUCCCAUUAGUCAGAUGUUCUCGGGUCCCAUAGUGUGGAAAGGUGUAGUGUACACUCUUUUGAUGAUACUAGGUAAGCUGAUCUGCGGCGUCUGGUUGCUGUCUUUUGUGAGUCCCUUGAGAUCUCUUCAGCGCCUGGUCAGGACGCUUUCUCGCUCGGGACACGAGGUUUCAAUCGUGACGCCGGGGGCACAAUGCACGCAAGAUGUGCCUCGCCCAAGCAACGAGCAGGCCGCAUCGGGCACACAACCUACCGACCCAAGCCACAACACCCCUGAACGAGCGGCCAUGGCCGAGACCCAAUCCACCGAUUCGCCCACCAACAACGCAUCUCCAGAUCCUGAAAUGCCAAUCUCUACAUAUCCAGCCUGCAUCCUCGGGUGUGCCAUGGUGGCACGUGGCGAGAUUGGCUUUUUGAUCUCAGCCCUGGCCGAAAGCACCGGCAUCUUCAGCGGACAGGCUGGCGCCCCCGAACGGCCUUCAGAGCUCUUUCUUAUCGUGACCUGGGCAAUCACGCUUUGCACCAUAAUUGGGCCACUUUGUGUUGGUCUCCUUGUGAAUAGAGUAAAAAGGCUGGAGAGGAAGUCAAGAGGGGGAAAACACAACGUGCUUGGGGCGUGGGGCGUCCAGCAAAGCAAAUGCGCCUGACAAGCAUUGUCUCCAUGAUGACUGCAAAAUAGCCAUCUUGGCAUGGUGGUUUAUUCGUGGCGUGUGCUUGUCGCAUGUCAUGAAGUCACAAACGCAUAGAUCUAUGUAGCGUGUAGAAGAAGGUUGACAUACACCUUCCGUAGCUACCAUUUUAUCAUUGUCGCAUCUCCAUGGGGCUCGGGAAAUACUGCUCCCUUGUAAUCUUUGAGUGCUUCCAUAAGCCUAGGGUCCCC
This is a messenger RNA of Pyricularia oryzae 70-15, 2028 nucleotides long. RefSeq lists its product as uncharacterized. Gene Ontology annotation, cellular component: membrane. Gene Ontology annotation, molecular function: antiporter activity. Gene Ontology annotation, biological process: proton transmembrane transport. The transcript is spliced from 2 exons. The record is from RefSeq and is a predicted model, not a curated record. The coding region runs from base 50 to 1795 and encodes 581 amino acids. Lineage: Eukaryota; Fungi; Ascomycota; Sordariomycetes; Magnaporthales; Pyriculariaceae.